Messenger RNA from Nicotiana attenuata, 432 nucleotides. RefSeq lists its product as uncharacterized. The transcript is spliced from 2 exons. The coding region runs from base 1 to 432 and encodes 143 amino acids. The record is from RefSeq and is a predicted model, not a curated record. Lineage: Eukaryota; Viridiplantae; Streptophyta; Magnoliopsida; Solanales; Solanaceae. Gene Ontology annotation, molecular function: zinc ion binding.
AUGAGGACUCUUCUUGAACGAUGGACUAAUGAAAAGUUACUGAAAGCAAAGGGUACAUUCACAUACCUUGGAUUUAAAUUCAGCAAAGAGUUGGAGGACAACAGAACAUUGUCGCAGAAGCUUCAAGUGAGGGCUUCAACAAAUUACAUCCAUACAGUGCUGGAUGGUGUGAGGCGCUAUAUUGUUUGUCUUGAAAACAAGAGAUGUAGUUGUGGAGAAUUCCAGCUUGAUGUACUUCCUUGUCCACAUGCUUUGGCUGCUUUAAGGCAUAGGGAUGAGUCUUAUGAAAAAUAUUGUUCUCCUUAUUACACGAGGGAGAGCCUCUUGCAUACUUAUGAAAUACCAGUAGACCCGCUGCCUGAUGAAAGCAAAUGGAAUGUGCCACAACAUAUAGCUGAAGAAGUUGUAAAUCCACCUACCGGGAAAAGAUAG